Molecule: messenger RNA, 2694 nt
Organism: Symbiodinium pilosum
Lineage: Eukaryota; Dinophyceae; Suessiales; Symbiodiniaceae
Source: the annotation of a GenBank genome assembly
AUGGCGCCGGCACCGGAGGAUGCCGGUGAGGAAGUGGAAGAAACUGGCCCAAAGAAAAAGGCCAAGAAGGUGAAGCCCGGGUCUUUCCAAGGCUUGGGCUUGAGCCCUCCCGUCUUCAAAGCCAUCAUGCGCCUGGGCUACAAGGUGCCGACGCCGGUGCAGCGAAGGGCGAUUCCAGUGAUUUUGGAGGGUCAGGAUACGGUAGCCAUGGCCCGCACAGGCUCUGGGAAAACUGCUGCCUUCGUGAUCCCCAUCCUCGAGCGUCUGCAGAAGCACUCGGAGAGCGUGGGCUCUCGGGCCGUGGUCCUUUCUCCCACCCGUGAGCUUGCCUUGCAGACGGCAAAGGCCUGUCGGCAGAUGGCUAAGUUCCUAGACUUGCGCAUUUGCGUGCUGGUGGGCGGCCAAGCUCUUGAGGCCCAGUUCGAGCACUUGGCCAACAAUCCGGAUGUGCUGGUGUGCACACCCGGGAGACUGACGCACCACAUCGCAGAGGCUGAGCUUAGCCUCCAGCGUGUGGAAGUAUUAGUCUUUGAUGAAGCGGACCGACUCUUUGAGUUGGGUUUCGCCGAACAGCUUCAGCAGGUCUUGGAGGCGACGCCCCCCAACCGCCAAGUUCUUCUCUUUUCUGCCACUUUACCUCAACAGCUGGUAGCUUUUUCGCGUGCUGGCAUCAAAGAUCCCGCCUUUGUGCGGCUUGAUGCGGAGACCUCCCUCUCUGAGCAGCUCAGCCUCUGGUACCUCUUCGUCCGACAGGAUGAGAAGCUUGCAGCGGCCAUUGCGGUGCUGCGCCGCUUUCACAACGAGGGUAAGACCACCAUUAUGUUCGUCGCGACAAAGCACCACGUUGAGUUCUUCAACGAGCUACUGCGUCAGCUAGGCCUGUCCGUGGCGGUGGUCUACGGACAGAUGGAUCAAACAGCCCGUCAGGAACAGGUGGCACGUUUCCGGAAGAAAGAGGCUUUGAUCCUGGUGACCACGGACGUUGCGGCACGGGGCGUUGACAUCCCCCUGCUGGACCAUGUGGUGAACUUUGACUUUCCCGCAAGUGCCAAGCUUUUCAUCCACAGGUGUGGGCGGACGGCUCGUGCAGGCCGCAGUGGCCUCGCUGCAUCUUUGGUCACCUUAGACGACCUCCCCUACACUGUGGAGCUCAUGACCUUCUUAGGCCACAAGCUGCGUCUUCCUGCAGAGAGUGCUGAAGGCACAGAGGAUGCGGAAGGGCAGGCAGCACCAGUGCUGGGUGCCAUGCCUUCCGUGGAUCAUGAAGUUGAGGCUCUUGGUGCCUUGCUUGAAGAGGGCUCAUUGCUCCAGAGCUUGCAAAGAUCCAUGCAGGCUUCAUACAAGCUCUACUACAAGACACGGCCUUCAGCCUCUCGUUCGUCUGUUGCUCGGGCUAAGCGGCUUCUUUCGGAUUGUGGCGGCCCCGCGCACCUCCAAAGCCUCAUCCACCCUGCCUUUGCUGCAGGCCUCGGCUCCCAGUCGAAAGCUCAACCCGAAAAAAGUACGCCAACAACGCCUGCAGUCUCUUCCGACCUGGCAUACCUGCGGAACCUUCGGGGCUAUCGGCCAAAGGCUGAGAAGCUUGGCAAUGUGUUGUCCUUCUCCGCCAUGCGCACUAUGGAGCAGGAGAAGUUGGAUGCAGCAGCUAUCCAGUCUAGGGAUACGCAAGAGGCAAUCUUGGCCGAAACCUCAGCCGUUUCUGCCCCACGCCGUGCACAUCCUUCAAAGCGAUCAGCGCCUGCAGCACCCGCGCCGCCUAAGGCGGUGAAGCGUAGCCGCCCACACCUUUCGAAGGCUGCACGGCGACGUCUGAAGGCAGGAGAUGCGGAUGGGCCAGAAGCUGGCGAUGGGGACUUUGACAUCACCAUCAACGAUGGCGGGGAUCCAGAGGCUAAUGGUGGAAAGACGGAGCAGUUCUACCUAAGCACGGAACGCGAUGUAACAGAGGAGGCUCGGGAGCGUGGUUAUGACAUGGAGCAGUACCAGAUGGACCUCUUGCCAGAUGAUGCUUCGGACAUCAAGAAAGCCAAGAGUGUCAUCCGGUGGGAUGCAAAGCGGAAGAAGUACCUGCCCACCAUGGUCUCUGUGGAUGGCCGCGCGCUGAAGGGUCAACGGCGUAAUGAGAGUGGAAAGAAGGUUAAGGGAGAGAAGGAGAAAAGCAAUGCAUACCAAAAAUGGUCCAAGGCUACAAAGCGACGCAUUCAGAAGGUAGGGGAGGUGGAGGAUCCCUCCAACUCCCUGGGAAGACUGAAGAAGUCUGAGUCCAAGACGAUCGACUUCGACGAGAACGCCGCGCCGGUGGAUUCCUCGAACUCCCGAAAACCCAUCGUUCCCUUCCAUGGCAAAGUGAGCCAGGAGCACCUCACGCACAAGCAGAAGAGGGCUUUGAAGAAGCGGGCGAAGUUGGACUCUGUGGCAGAAGGCGCCGGCGCUUCUUCGGAGCUGAAGACUGCCCAGCAGAUUCAGAACGAGAAGAAGCUGCGGGACCGUCAGAAGCUGAAGCAGAAGCCAUGGCUCCGAAAGCAGCGUGCCAAGCAGGCUAAGGAGACGCGCAUGAAGAAGCUGGAGGAGCGGCAGAUGAAGUACGGCGCUCGCACCAAGGCCAAGAUGCUGAUCAUCGAGGGCCCCAAGCGAUGGAACAAGCGGCAGCCGAAGCCACAGACAGGUCAUGGCCGGCGCCAGGGUGGUUUCUGA